Molecule: messenger RNA, 1528 nt
Organism: Polistes dominula (European paper wasp)
Lineage: Eukaryota; Metazoa; Arthropoda; Insecta; Hymenoptera; Vespidae
Biological process (GO): regulation of transcription by RNA polymerase II; anatomical structure morphogenesis; cell differentiation
Molecular function (GO): DNA-binding transcription factor activity, RNA polymerase II-specific; RNA polymerase II cis-regulatory region sequence-specific DNA binding
Source: RefSeq, a predicted model, not a curated record
AAACGAAAUCAAUGAUGGAAUCAAAUGGGAAUUUUUUAUUAACGAGGAAUCCAAGAUUUCAUUUCGAAUUGUCGGGGAACAACCAUUUGGCCAAUUGGACUACAGAAAUCUUACCAACGAUCUGCACUUUAUCAAGCGAAUAUUACUACAAUCUUCCCGGAGUCCCGGAAAUGUUGAGAUUGGAGACUACUCGAACAUCUACCAGUACGAACAUGAACAGUCCUCGCCAUCUCUCCUGUUGGACUUUACCUCUGAUCGGUUACAAAGUAAACACCUCGCCUCGUUACGAGAAACCACCCUAUUCUUACAUAGCUUUAAUAGCCAUGGCUAUUAAUUCGUCACCGAAACAAAGACUCACUCUAUCCGGUAUUUACAAGUUCAUCAUGGAGAGGUUCCCUUAUUACAGAGAAAAUCGGCAGGGUUGGCAAAAUAGUAUUCGACAUAAUCUCAGUUUGAACGAUUGCUUCGUCAAGAUACCACGCGACAAAAGUAAUCCUGACGAAGAGGAAGAACACGGAGGGGCCGCAGGUAAAGGCAGUUAUUGGUGUCUCGAUCCAUCCGCCAAUGAAAUGUUUGAGCAUGGUAAUUACAGGCGUAGAAGAACUCGCAAACAACGAGCCUUUUUACAGAGUAAAGAGGAAUCCCGAAGAUCUUUCUUACAACUUUUAGACGAUGAUCGAGGAAAUAUCGAGAGAUGGUGUGAUAGCGUUGAAAUUCGGAACACAGAGAACAAGAUAGAAAAGGAGAAGGAAGUGGAUUACGCGAGUGGUUCGGAACGUUGCAUUAAAUCGACCAUGUUUACUAUCGAUAAUAUUUUAAGGAAGGCAACACCCGAGGCUAAAAGUUAAAUUUUCAUUACCACAAAACAUCCUCUUAUAUCUAUUUAUUAGAAAAAGAGAAAGAGGGUAAAAAGAACGUGUACCAUUUCUUCCAUAUAGCAUUGAUGUCUUCGUUUUUUUUUUCUUGUAUAUACAGAGACUAAAAUGUAUAACAAAGCUAGCAUACAAUAUACAAUAUAGAUUACAUUGUAAUUACAUAUAUAUAUAUAUAUAUAUAUAUAUUAGGUACAAAUAAAACUACGACGUGAAAGCCGUUACUUUGGUGGAAGACAUUUAAUAAAACGGUGGUACGCAGCUUCUCCUACCGUUUGUGCGCAGAGCUUGUAUGUAAAGCUUAUGUAAAAAAUAUCCUAUAUUUAUAUACACGCUUCGCAAGAAGCCUUAGUUUCUUUUAAAUCAAUUUAUAAACAGUCAUCGGUUCCUUGCACACGCGCACGCAAGCAUUACGACUUUACCAACCUCUUUACGACUCAUACCAAAUGUGAUAAAAGAGAACGCGUUAUUUUUUCAAAUGCUAUCAAAUGAAUGUCUGUAGUGUAUCUUGUAUUGCGUAGAUUCUAUAUAAAAACUACUUUGUAUAUGAACGACCGCUUUCAUACUAGUUCGUUUGUUGUACAAUUUAUAAUACUUCAAAAAGAAUCUUAUAACUUUCUUACCUUAUUAAUUUGACUAUUCUUACUCUGUAGAUU